UUCACUAGCUUCGGCAGUUGUGACACGAAUACAAAAAACGAAACUGAGUAGAGGUGUCUAUCUGAUCAUGAUUUUCUAAAAUUUAUACUCCUUCAUAGCUCAUUCGGUGCUCGCCACCUUUUCAAGUUCCACAGAAUUCUAGUUGUAAGGCUAAAAGAAGCUACGAACAUGGCGUUUUGGUUCCCAGCAACUCGGCAAGCAGUUUAUCUGACUCGCCUCUCUUCUCCUAAACUUGCUGCUGCUGCUGCUGCUGCUGCUGCUGCUCCUCCUCCUCUUUCUCUAAUCCAUCGGCGUGGUUUCGCCACCGGUGUCGAUCAUCAUGGUCCUUCAAAGGUGAACUUUUGGCAGGAUCCGCUGAGCCCAUCGAGAUGGAAGGCAGAGCAGUUUGUCAUUGUUUCUUUGGUUGGUUGGAGCGCACUGGUUUAUGGAGGCUACAAGUACUUCAUAGAGAAAGACGAGAAAGUUACGGAAUCGCCUAAGUGAGAUCAUGUAUGUCCUGAACAUUUUGGAAAAUAAGGCAGUCAUGUUGCUUGGCGUUAGCAGGAGCUAGUAUUCUACUCUUUUCGGUUUCUGGUUUUCCCCUCCCUCUCCGCUUGGGGAUUUGACAAUGUGUAUCCUGUAAUGUACAUAAUUUGCUAGAAUUGUAUAAGGUUUGUGUGUUGUCAAUAGAAUUUCUGGUGAAUGUUUGCCAAAGGUUUGUCAUCAAUGCCAAAAGAAAGCUCAAAGUAACAAGAGAUGAGCAAAGCUCAUCUUUUUGUACCACGAACUUCAUGAUUUUACAA
This is a messenger RNA of Beta vulgaris subsp. vulgaris (sugar beet), 782 nucleotides long. RefSeq lists its product as hypothetical. The coding region runs from base 169 to 483 and encodes 104 amino acids. Lineage: Eukaryota; Viridiplantae; Streptophyta; Magnoliopsida; Caryophyllales; Amaranthaceae. The transcript is spliced from 4 exons. The record is from RefSeq and is a predicted model, not a curated record.